Molecule: messenger RNA, 942 nt
Organism: Fusarium coffeatum
Lineage: Eukaryota; Fungi; Ascomycota; Sordariomycetes; Hypocreales; Nectriaceae
Exons: 2
Coding region: 1-942 (313 amino acids)
Cellular component (GO): intracellular anatomical structure
Molecular function (GO): oxidoreductase activity, acting on NAD(P)H, oxygen as acceptor
Source: RefSeq, a predicted model, not a curated record
AUGUCUGAUCUUCACCCUCUCAACGGAGGCAACUUCGUCCACGAUAACAACCGUGUAGUUGACGGUGGUUCUAUCCUGAAGCGUUUCUCUCUCCAAGGCAAGACUGCUAUCAUUACUGGCGCUGCUGCGGGUAUUGGCUUCUCUAUUGCUGAAGCAUACGCUGAAACUGGUGCCAACGUCGCUCUGUGGUACCGCACAAGUAACAAGGCCCAGGAACGUGCGGAAGAGCUUUCCAAGAAAUACAAUGUUACUGGUAGCUAUACCCAGAAAAGCUGUCGUAGUGCUCAAUUGCUAACCACAGAGCUUGUAGUCAAGGCGUAUCAAGUUGAUAUGCGAGAUGCCGAGGCCGUUGAGAAGGCUGUAGAUCAAUCGGUCCAAGACCUCAACAGCCGGCUAGAUAUCUUCGUUGCCAACGCCGGUAUCCCUUGGACCAAGGGCCCCAUGGUCGAUGGUCCCAUUGAACACUACCGUGAUGUUGUUCAGACAAACCUCGAUGGCACUUACUACUGUGCCAAAGCCGCAGCAAAGCACUGGCGUCGUCAGAAGGUCGAAGGUACUGAUCUCAACGGUCAGCCCUUGACCAACUACACGUCAGGCAGUUUCAUCGCCACUGCUUCCAUGAGUGGAGGUAUCGUGAAUAUUCCACAGCUCCAGGCUGCUUACAAUGCCGCCAAGGCUGGAGUUAUCCACCUCAUCAAGAGUUUGGCCGUCGAAUGGGCUCGAUUUGCUCGUGCCAACGCCAUCUCUCCUGGUUAUAUCAUCACUGAGAUCUCCAACUUUGUGGAUCAGGAAACCAAAGAUAUCUGGAAGGACAAGAUCCCCAUGGGUCGCGAGGGCGAGCCUCAUGAACUUCAAGGAGCAUAUCUGUUUUUGGCCUCUGACGCUUCCACAUAUGCCACAGGUGCUAAUUUUGUUAUCGAUGGAGGAUACAGUGCUCCUUAG